This is a messenger RNA of Dictyostelium discoideum AX4, 147 nucleotides long. RefSeq lists its product as hypothetical. The coding region runs from base 1 to 147 and encodes 48 amino acids. The record is from RefSeq and is a predicted model, not a curated record. The transcript is spliced from 2 exons. Lineage: Eukaryota; Evosea; Eumycetozoa; Dictyosteliales; Dictyosteliaceae.
AUGAUUUUUCGAAGGAUUGUAUCUGCAAUAGACUUUAAAUCUACCAAAAGGGUUUUGAUAGAUAGUAGUAUGCUAUUUGUGGAUAAGUCUCACGCUAAAUCGAUUAGUAGUGGUAAUAGUGAAUUAUCAACCUCCAUUGGUCCAUAA